Messenger RNA from Venustampulla echinocandica, 696 nucleotides. RefSeq lists its product as uncharacterized. Lineage: Eukaryota; Fungi; Ascomycota; Leotiomycetes; Helotiales; Pleuroascaceae. The record is from RefSeq and is a predicted model, not a curated record. Bases 1 to 696 code for a protein of 231 amino acids. The transcript is spliced from 2 exons.
AUGGCUGCCACCUCAGCUGCCGCCCCAACAUCUCCUAUGGAACACGGCGAUAUACGCUCAGCAUCCCGCCCGUUCAAGCGGAACAAGGAUCGCGUCGAGAAAUGGAGCCAUGGUGGCCGUCCCAAGGAUAUCCACCUGAACUUUGUUGAAGUUUCGGACAAGAGAUCCCAGCCAGGGAAGCUUCGUCCCCAGAAGCAAUCGUCACAGCUCCCAGACUACGACAGGCCAGCAGCUGCAUACAAAAAGUCAAAGCCAUCAUUCCAGUCAAUGGACUGGGGUUAUCAACCUCACGACACCAAGUCCCGCAUCCACCGCAAAGUCGACGCCGUCACUGACCCCAACAUCCAUACCUCUUCCCUCUCCAAGUCCCUCCUCGAACUAGCCCCACACCACACGAACAAUAAAAGCCCUCCAAUCCGUACCAGGGUUGACGAAGGUUUCCUCUACAGCUUCGACAACACGGGCCCAAGUCCAUUGGGGAAGGCAAGCUCGGUCGCUCUCGGCGGCCUUGUCGAAAAGGCGGAGAAGAAAUGGAUCAGCGAGCAGACAGAGCGGAUUGUCAAGGGCGAAUACGAAGUUUUGGAUGAGCAGGGUGAGGUUGUUAAGGGUCGGAAGAAGGGGAGUCCCAGACAGAAUGCUGUGAAGGAUAAGUCAAAGGUUGUCGUUGAUGGGGAUGAUGAUUUUGAGCUCGUCUAA